AUAUCAAUAGUGAUUCGGAAGCCGGUUCGUUCCUCUCGCCUGCUUCUCCUGGCCCGCGCAUCUGCCAUUGUUCUUCGCCUGUACACACCCUUUUUGCCUCUCGAAAAUAAUGAUCUGGAAGAAAUUUGCACUUUUGCUCAUUUUUCUACCAUCUCUAGAAGCAUGUCAUGCUCAAUUUCAAAAAGAGCUUCGAUAUUUAGACUUGUAUCUUGGUAUUAGGCCAGAUAAUAAUGGAGAGAUUCCUGUGGAAGAGGCCGUUGGAUUUGCCACGUAUAUUGAGUCACCUGAUGAACUCAACUGUGACUUUGAGACCGAAUGUCUUUGGAGAAAUGCGCCGACUGAUAAGCUUUUGGAUACCAGUGAUUGGUGGUAUUUUAAGAAAAAUGACGAGAAAACUUUCCCAGUUCAAAUCCAGCCCGGAAAUCCUGUAAUUCCAAAAGGCGAACAUUUUAUAAUUGCUGGAAAUACGACGAAAAAUCCGAAUGGAGCAGUGUUGAGCAGUGCUCCAAUUGCUUGUCAAAAAGGAUUUGCCAACUUGACUUUCAGCUUCUGGCUAUACAACAAUGCUCAAGUGGAAGUUAUCAUCCUUCGAGCAAUGAAUCGUAGACGUCAUCUUCAAGUCUUGCUCAGACCAAAAAUGAAGUGUGAUUUCUUGGGAGCCGCCAAUGAGGAAUGUCGUGUCGAGAUUCCGCCGAUUAAGGAACCGUUCAGAAUUGGAAUUCGAGCAUUUGAUCUCAAAGAUAAUACUGUUGGAAGUUUGGCAAUCAUUGAUCAUAUCAGAUAUCACGGAAAGAUUUGCCAGCAAUCACCAUUCCCAUCAUCAUUCUCAUCUCUUCGUAUUCCUCCAUAUGAUAAUAGUCCACUUCAAAGAAUGUCUGAUUUGAGUUGUGAACGCCCGCUACGAUCCUGUCGAUGGGGAAAUAUGGCCAAAUCUCAAUUAAGUGAAUGGAGAGUUGGUAGAUCAAUUGAUCGAUGGGUUGAUAUGUUUGAGAUAACAGCCAACCAAUCCCAUCCAAACUCUUCCUUCCUUUUCUUGGCAGUUGAUUCAUUUUCUCCCCGUCCAUAUUCUACUUUAACCAGUCAAGUUAUUCCAUGCUCUCAGAGAACCACAAGCCUAUCUUUAAAAUAUUGGAUGAAAACUGGAACUCAAGCAGAGAUAUGUGCAGUUGAUGAGGAUGGAAUUGCAUUGAGUUGUGCAUAUCUUGAACCAAAUGAUAGUCCUGGACCAAUCACAAUUGAUUUGGAUUCUUAUGCUCAACCAUUUAAGUUUACUGUUGGGAUCAUUGCAUUCGAUGAAAGCUCAUUUGGGUUAUUGGCUAUUUCGGAACUUCGAGUUGGUGGACUUCUUUGCACGGAACCUGCUCCUCCGAUUGUCACCACAAUUAGCCCGCCAGUUAUCCAACAUAUAUUUGGUCUCCAACCUGGAAACGGUCGUUACGUCCCUUAUGACUUAUCACUAAACUGUGACUUUACCAAAGACUACUGUAAUCAGUGGGUCAACUACGAUGGAGUUGUCAAGUAUGGAGUUAUGCCAAGAGAUUCAAAUGUGUUCCCAGUUCCUAAAGGAGUCAAAGGAAAUGUGGCAGUGUUUUUAAUGCAAAAUGCAACUGUGUCAAAUUUGAGAUCGAGAAUGGUUCCAUGCUCAUAUAAUGGGCGAAUUGAUGUCGAGUAUAUGAGAUCAGAAGACGCUCAAGUAAGAAUUUGUGCUCUUGAACAAUGUGUUGAUGGAAAUGCAACAAAUGGAAAGAUAUCAAUUGGAGUCUCCUCAACAACUCCAUUCUAUGUAUCAAUUGAAGCUUCAUCUCGAAAUGAUGCAGUUGUAAUCAUUAAUAAAGUAUCAACAUCAGGAGAAUUCUGCCCAUUGAAGUCAGCAGAGGACACUGUUUGUGAUCAACUUGUCUGUAAUUUCAGAGAAACAUUCUGCAGUUACGAGACAACAGUUGAAAAACCAGGAGAUGUUCCAGUGAUCAAAACUCCAAACGGUGCUACAGUAACCCUGAAUGGUGGUGGAAUCCGUGCAAUUCUCCGUAGUCCAACAUUUGAUCUUGCAUAUCCUUCGAUUCUAACAAUUACUCUAUCACAAUCUACAUUCGGUUCUCGUGUACUUUUAUGUCCAGAUGACACAAGUGAUCCAACAUUAUGUCAUGAGUUGGCUGGCCCAAGAGUUCUGGAUUCUUCGGAAAAGCAGGUAAUGUUCCCAUUGGAUAUUGGUGCUCGUUCAUUUUCUCUCGUCCUAUUACAUGAUAAAUCACUGGAAUUCGGUCCAGCAACAUUCAACAUAAAAUCAAUGGAAUUACGGACUGUGAAUGAUGAGCCAAUGUGCUUUUAGAGCUGCAAAAUUUGAAGAUAAUCACAAAUUUAUUUUACGGUGUAAUUUAUUAAGUUACUGUUAAAUUUAUUAUAUUCAAUGCAAAUAAACAAACUUUUUAUUUAAAUAAAAUAAAUUACUAAAUUCAA
Molecule: messenger RNA, 2457 nt
Organism: Caenorhabditis elegans
Lineage: Eukaryota; Metazoa; Nematoda; Chromadorea; Rhabditida; Rhabditidae
Gene: mam-3
Product: MAM domain-containing protein
Exons: 11
Coding region: 110-2329 (739 amino acids)
Cellular component (GO): membrane
Source: RefSeq, marked reviewed